UUAUUUUUCUACUCUUCAACAGGACUGAAUCAUACAAUCUGAGGACGCAUAGAACACGACCCGAACCCACGAGGGUCCAGCCUUCCCUGUCUCUAUAAUAUUCCCCAAAUAAAAGACUCAGCCAACCCGGUACGAAGGUAGCCUCCACCCCCGUGGGACUACCUGACCCUCUCGACUACUCUUGUGAAGUAGUACUGGAAGAGGGAGAAAAAACAAAAAACAAAAAACAAAAAAAAUCAACUACAAUACCUUUACGUUGGCCCCAAUCAACUUUGUGCAACCUGAUUCCCUCCCUCUCUUGAGCGAUAGGGUGGGCGGGUGGAAAAAUCGAUCAAGACCCUACGUGUUCUCUCUCAACUCUGGUGUGUCCAGCCUCUCGGUUUUUGCUAGCUGGCUCUGCAACCUAUGGGGCGCUGCUCGCGAGGCCACCUGUCCUCCGAGCUAUUCCCUUUCGCUUGGCUGUCUUACGGGCAAACUGAACUGAACGCUUACUCGGGGACGGUGAGGCAGGUCACAUCCCCUAUCCCCUCCUUUUCCCACGAAUUGAAACCGCCUUCCACAAACAACGCUUUCCUUCAGAACGCUACAUUUUGA
Messenger RNA from Ectocarpus sp. CCAP 1310/34, 594 nucleotides. The record is from the annotation of a GenBank genome assembly. NCBI's taxonomy places the organism in Eukaryota, Phaeophyceae, Ectocarpales, Ectocarpaceae.